AUGCCUAAUAAUACUACAGGAAAGAGAAAACAUUCAAGUCAAGCUAGAAAGAUUCAUCGUGAACAAACCUUAAAAGAAAUAAAUGAAUUAGAAGAAAAAUGCCAAAGUUUGAAUGUCGAAGCCAGCUUUCAAAAGUUCAAUGAACUACCAAUUUCACCUCCUACGCUUGAGGGCUUACAGCAAGCAAACUUUAUAGAAAUGACUGAAAUUCAGCAAAAAGCAAUUCCACUUGCAUUAAAAGGAAAAGAUAUAUUAGGAGCAGCUAAAACCGGCAGUGGUAAAACUCUGGCUUUCCUCAUUCCGCUGAUUGAACUACUAUAUAGAAACAAAUGGACCCAAUUAGAUGGAUUGGGUGCUCUUGUUAUAGCACCAACACGAGAAUUAGCAGUUCAGAUAUUUGAAGUAUUACGUAAAAUUGGAAAUAGGCAUUUUUUGUCGGCAGGUCUUAUUAUCGGUGGAAAGGAUGUACAAAUUGAACAAGAACGUAUUAAUAGAAUGAACAUAUUAAUAUGUACACCUGGACGUUUAUUACAGCAUAUGGAUCAGACAGCAUAUUUUGAAUGCUCUAAUUUACAAAUUUUAGAACAUAGCACACCACAAGAUUUAUAUCAACAUUAUUUAGUAUGUGAUUUGACGGAAAAACUAGACAUUUUAUUUUCAUUUAUCAAAUCACAUUUACAAGUAAAAGCUGUAGUAUUUUUAUCAAGUUGUAAACAGGCUAGAGUUCCAUUACUUCAUCUACACGGAAAACAAAAACAAACUAAACGAGUAGAAAUAUUUAAUAAAUUUUCAGCCAUGAAAACGGCGUAUUUAUUUGCCACUGAUAUCGCGGCUAGAGGAUUAGAUAUUCCAGCUGUUGACUGGGUUAUACAGGUGGACGCGCCAGAAAGUGCAGACACUUAUAUUCAUAGAGUAGGACGUACCGCAAGAUAUGAUGCUUCAGGACAUGGGUUAUUGUUUUUACUUCCGUCGGAAGAACAAGGAAUGAAAGAAGUUUUGAAAAAGAAAAAAGUUCCAAUUGAACAAAUUCAAGUGAAGUCUAAUAGAAUGACGAGCAUACAGAAACAAUUGCAGUUUUUAUGUUUUAAAGAUUCUGAAAUUAAAUAUCUUGGACAAAAGGCAUUUAUUUCUUAUAUGCGAUCUGUUUACUUACAAAGUGAUAAGUCAAUAUUUAAAGUUGGAGAAUUGCCAGCUGAAAAAUUUGCAGCAUCUCUUGGAUUACCAGGAACUCCAAAAAUCAAAUUUAUCAAGAAAUCACAAGCAAAAAAUGCAAUACGUCAAAAACCCAGGGAAUUUGAAGAAGAUGAGGGUGGAUCGAGUUCAAGUGACGAAGAGAAGGAUGAUGAUAAUAAUAAUCGUAACAUAGAUCAUGAAGAUGAUAAAGUUAUAGGAGGGGAUGAUGAUGAUGAAUUUAUUACUCUUAAACCCAAAUCCAAGAAAUUAUCAAUCAAGAAUGCGCCAAAAGGUGAAAAACUGGUGUUUGAUGAAGAUGGAAAUCCACAUCGAAUCUAUGAGUUGCGAGAUGAAAAGGAAUUCCACGCAGCGGGACCUUUAAUUGUUCAAAAACAAAAAUUCUUAAGCAAGGAAUUAGAAAUGAUGGCAUUAGAGGAUCAAAUGGACAAGGUGACUGCAAAAGAAAAAAAGAUUGAAAUGAAAUUAAAGAAAAAAGCUAAAUUAUCAGUUGAAAUUGAUUAA
This is a messenger RNA of Entrophospora sp. SA101, 1695 nucleotides long. The record is from the annotation of a GenBank genome assembly. NCBI's taxonomy places the organism in Eukaryota, Fungi, Glomeromycota, Glomeromycetes, Entrophosporales, Entrophosporaceae.